Messenger RNA from Glarea lozoyensis ATCC 20868, 933 nucleotides. RefSeq lists its product as uncharacterized. The record is from RefSeq and is a predicted model, not a curated record. Bases 1 to 933 code for a protein of 310 amino acids. NCBI's taxonomy places the organism in Eukaryota, Fungi, Ascomycota, Leotiomycetes, Helotiales, Helotiaceae. The transcript is spliced from 4 exons.
AUGAGUUCCUCAACAACCCCUCUCGGUACUUACAACGGUUCGCUAAUUUUAGAUCCCAAUUCUGUUGAUUCAGCAACCAGACGCGCUUGGUGCUCCAGUGAAAUUCUAGCUUGUUCAACUCUCUGUGGCAGUAAUGCAAAGGCAAAUAGCUGUACUCCGACUGUCAUCACAUGUGAAUGUAUUUGCAGGAGCGAUCCUGAUGGUAUAGUGCCCGACCUCUCGAUUUACAAAGGGACUUUGCCGGCAUUUGUCAAUGCGUUCAUUUCGGGACAAUGUAUAGAACAACAAUCAAAUAAUCUGGAUGCUCAACAAUCAUGCACGAGUAUACCAAACCAAGCAGUUUUGGAGCCGUCGAGAAUAGCUGUUUCGGUUCCCAAGACUUCGUCGAGUACUUCGCCAGGAACAUCCUCAGGAACUUCUAGCUCCAGGUCUUCCUCAACUUCCUCCAACGCCACUCCUGCAACCAUCACUGUAACAAACUCGGGUCCAGUCACACCCACUGAUAAUCCCGCCGCUUCUUUAACGGGUUCCGGCUCAGCGAGUUCUCCAACCACUACUCCACCACCAGAACCAUCGGACUCGGGAUUAUCGACUGGCGCAAAAGCGGGUAUUGGGGUAGGUGUUGUAUUGGGCAUGUUAAUGCUUGCGGUUGCUGCUUUCUUCCUAUACAGAAUACGCCGGAAGCGAAAGACAACCAACGUGGAGUACACUGGGAAAGCAGAGUUGGCUGCUGAUUCCGAGGUAGCUCAACAAGAACGUCAGCCAAUAUAUGAAGUUAGUGCCGAUGAAGUAAAUCGACAACAAUUGGAAACCGGUUCCGCGAAUGACAACCGCCAUGAACUCGUCGGUUGGGAUGAACGACACAUGGCAGAGCUUGAUGGACUUGCGGGGCCUGAGGUGCCUGCUGCAAGAGGCGCAACACAGCACUCCUAG